Molecule: messenger RNA, 6443 nt
Organism: Porites evermanni
Lineage: Eukaryota; Metazoa; Cnidaria; Anthozoa; Scleractinia; Poritidae
Source: the annotation of a GenBank genome assembly
AUGGCCUCUGCGGAGCCCUCUGCGGUCGUCUCUGCGGCGGACGUGCUUGCUGUCAAUGGCGCGGAUAGUCAUCAGUAUAUAGAUUUUAAAGGUCACGUAGUACGGAACUAUGAUUUACAGCUAGAAGAUAUCCCAAGGCUCAACCAUGAUGAUCCGCGAGUGGAAUCAAUGAUCGCAAAUGAGGUUAGUGUGCACUUUAGUACAAUUCCGGGUCUGAUGUAGCAUGAAUUUUGAUAAACUGUCAAACAAGGAAGUUGGCUACAAUGUAAGCUUAAGCUUAUAUUUAUUUAAUAGCCCCAUGUUCCGGAUAAAUCAACCAUCUAAACAAAAACAGUGCCCAUUCCUCUUGCAAGUACUUUUCUUCGUCUUUUCUAAAUUAACAGGAGCGAUCUCACUUAUUAUGGGAAACUCCGAUAAUAAUAUCUUAUCUCUACAAUCAGUUCAGUUCAUUUUUGUUUUUGAUUUCUUUUUGUUUAACAGUUUGAUAUAAAUUGCUUUCAGUUGGGAGACAUAAUAAUUGGUUCAAUAUUAAAUAUAUGAAGUUGAAUAGCAAGUAGCAAAUUGGCUGUAUUAACAAUGAAGUAGACAGCUGUGACAGUCAGCAGGUUUUGGAUGCUAACUUUAACCUUGGAUUGAAUUAAAUUUUCAAGCAGAAAAUUCUCUCCUAAAAGCAUCAACUGAAGCUGAUAUAAUGUUAGUCACCUUUUGUUUAGAGACUCAAAAUGGAUCGGUCUUUGAGAAACUGGGUCCAUGAGACUCACAAUUUAUUGUUUUGGUACAUGUAGGAUAAAAUUUAUCCUACAUUUAAUAUUGUGCUAUAAGACUAGUAAAAACAAUUUUUCUAAUUUUAUGCUUUCCACUUUUUCUUAGGAACCCGUUGUGUUAACAAAUUCUGACAUUAUUGCAACUGCUCUUAAAUGGGACUUAAACUAUCUCAGGGAAAACAUUGGUCCAGGGAAUUUUUCAGUCUACAGCUCAAAGACUUCUAAGUUCAUGUAUUUUGACGACAAAAGAGCCAAGGAUUGGCCCAACUUUGUACCACCUACAGAAAGACAUGAGAUGAAAUUUGAGGAGUUUUUUGAAAGAAUUGCUAACUUUAGAUCUUCUGACACCAGAAUAUACCUGCAACAAAUGCUCAAUGACUCUGUAGGAAAAAAUAUAGUUAAAGACUUCCUUGGCUUUAAGUGGAACUGGCUGACAGCAAUACAGAGGAAAAUGAAAUGGGGAACACUUACUUCAAAUCUCCUUCUCAUUGGCUUACCUGGAAAUAUCACUCCAGUUCAUUACGAUGAACAGCAGAACUUUUUUUGUCAGGUGUCAGGGUACAAGAGAAUAAUUUUGUUUCAUCCUGAUCAGUUCAAAUGUCUUUAUCCAUUUCCAUUGUACCAUCCGUGUGAUAGGCAAAGUCAGGUAAGGUUGGCAGGUCUUUUGAUAUUAUAUGGUAGUACGAUUUUGCACAAUAAAUCCUCCUAGCUUGUAUGACUUGUUUUGUUUUCCCAUUGUAAACCAUGUGAUGUUGUUUUGAAAAAAAAAAAGCGUAUGAUGUUACGGGGCAGUUACCUGAGUACUGUUUCUUUCAAAAGUCAUACUAUCUACGUGAAUACACUAUGUGUACAAUGAUAACAUAAAGCAUGUUUUGCAUGGGCCUGGACUACUUGAAAAACUGCUACAUGUAGAUCCUUGAAAACUCCUUGAAUUUGUAGAAGCAGUGCUUCAAUUUUGUUAAAAUGCCUUGAAUGUUGGAGACUACAACAAAAUAAGUUCAUUUUGACAUCAAAAGAUUGUAAAAACUGCUGAGAAACACAUUGAAGUCUCAAAUGCCAAGAAGCUUUCUAUAUCAGGACAAUUCAUUAUUUUCUUAUUUAAGCUGUUUAAGCAACCAUGCCUUAAAUGGGGUAUGGCAAGUGUAUUCUUCAGCCCCUCUCUAAGCAAAGAAAACUAGGGGGGAAGAUAAUAUAGCUUGAAGGAGCUUGAAGUGUGGAAUCUAUUUGACUCUGAAAAAGCUGUACAUACACUGUAAUCAACAACUGUGAAGAGAAAAGGUUAUGAGAAUGGUGAUCUCCAUGGAAAAUGCUUUGAUCUUUGUCAAAUUCCUUCGAAUAUGUACAGCUGUAUGUGGAUGCAAAUGGGGCUUUUAAGGGUUACAGAACAGUGUACAGUGUAAGUGGACAGCAUUAGCACUUUGCUAAAGCUCACUCAAUUGAGGUUUCUUUUUAAAAGAUACAAGCUUUGUUCUACAACAGAUAAAGAAGAGGGUCAUACAGUGAUUUUGUUACAAAAUUAAUAGUUAUGGUGAGUCCUAGGACUGAUCUUGUGGAAAAUAAUUUUAUUAUGACUCCCAGUUCAGAAGCAAUGAGUGCCAGUUAAAAAAAAAGAAAAAAAAUUGAGUCCAAAAUUGAAAAUGCUUCGACCUUUAUGUAACCAGACAGUUAAUCUGAAGACAGACUCCAACUCUCUUUAUUUAAGUCUACUGAAAUUAAAAUAAAGUCCUUUUAUCUUAAAGCACAUCAAAGGCAAAAAGAAAUAAUAAUGCAUCGUUAAACAGCAGCCACAAUGACUGCCACAAAAAUUACACGAACAGGAUAUUUCUACAAAUACACAUGUUCAAAUCAAUUGAUCAAUCUUUGUGUCCUACGGGAUGCAUGCCAUGAAUUAUUAUUUUGCAUCUUUGGGGAUUUUCUUGCGUCAGGGACGCAGGACGCAGACUAAGGAUUCGAAAACAAAAUCACUGGUCAUACUGAUGUCUAUGUCCAGCAAGCAAGAUUCCAUCCCCCACCUCCCAUGAAAUGUAAUACACUGUCAUACAUGUAGUUCUUUUAUAUUUGCUAUACUGUUUUUAACAAAGUUGCAUCACAUUUCAAUUCAAAAGGUUGAUUUUGAUAACCCAGACUAUGCAAGGUUUCCCAAGUUCAAAGAGGUGAAAGGAUUUCAAGCAAUAGUCGGGCCAGGAGACGUUCUUUACCUACCAAUGUAUUGGUGAGGCAUGCAGUAUAGUACUAUGUUUCCUUUUUAAUACUGGUCUGACUACUCAGACUGUACAUUGCAAAAAGAAUCCAGUCAAAUGACAUUUUGAGGGCUAGCUUUUCAACAGAGGAAGAGCAGACGUCAGUGGACAACUCAGUUGAUGAAACCAAUUUUUUUUGUUUUACUCCCCCAGUUAUGCCACACCACAGUUACUUUACAAACUCACUCCUUUACAGUCAAACCUGUAUUAAGUGGUCGCUCUCUAUUAAGCGGUCACUUACCAAAGUGUCUUAAAAGUUGCAAAUCAACAAAAGCUAUUAAUAAGAUUAGACAGGAAAACUGAAAGCAUAUCGUUUCAGUGCAUGUUUACCUGUGUACAAUUGGUGCAGACAUGUACUUUCACUUCAGAUGGUUUUCGGAAUCCUCUGGCCUCUAAAAUUUGUUGCUAGGCUGAUUGUUUUCAACACCCAACUCUGUCAUGGCCCAUUUCCUUAUCAACGUAUGAGUUAUAUUGAAACUAGGUGGUAAUCAUUCAAUUAUUCAAGCAUUUAGUACAUGUGGUUACUACACUUUGACUGGUAAACAAGAGUGCUCUAUGAUAGACUGCAAAAUAGUCUGUAUUUUUGCAUAUUCGAGUACGCGUGAACAGUCAGACAAAAGGACUGGAGCGAGGCUGAAAACGGAGGCGCACGGGCGAGGCGCGCAUGAGACUUUUAUGCCACGCUAAACAGAUUUUGAGAAAAAAACUGACGGGUUUGCCAUCUAGCUCUAUAAAGGAGGUAUCCAUGCUGUUAAUCAGAGUGCAUGUAAAUUUUCUUAAAACAAGUUUCCAGCCAGUAUAUUUUUCUUUUUAAUGAGAUGGCCAAAACAAUUCAAUUUAUACACCAAUGAGCUUUUUUUAGGAAAUCUUGUUAAACGACCCUGAGCUUCCAAGGGUGUUAAAUCAUGUUCAUCAUGUUGUGUUAAGUUUCAUCGGACUUGCACGUAGCAAAGGCAAUGUAACGUCAAAGGAGAUUGUUUGUGAAUUUCUGAAAGUGUGAAAAAGGUCUGAAGUGUCUCCCAGUGCUCAAUUUGCCAUCAUUAGUGCCGAUGAGUUGUCUUUGCUAAAUCUGUCUAUAUACCAAUGCACAAAAAUACAAAAUGAUGAUUUGAUUUUUCACUCUAGGUGGCACCACGUGGAAUCAACAAUGAAUGGAGGAAUAACAACAUCUGUGAACUUCUGGUACAAGGUUUGUAUAAUCAUAAUCAUAAUCAUAAUCAUCAAACAAAAUUCUCUAGAUUUCAGUUGUUCCAAAUUUGACAGGAUUCUAUCCAUUGGUGACAUAUAACAAUAAUGUGCCCCGGCAGUGCAAUAACCUGCACUUGAUCUUCGAUAUGGAAUAACUUUUUACCUAUUGAAUUCACUACUCUAAAACAUAACUUGAUUUCCACUGAUUAAGGACUGAGCAUGAAAUGUCAGGAAACAUUGUACUCUUUAUUCAGUUUUAAGUUUUUACAAAUCAUUAGGUAGUGUUGUACAGUGGUGUACUUUCUGAAAGCACAGUAAAAAUCAACUGGGUUGAUUAAUUAAUCGAAGAGUAAAAUUAACUUUUGAUUCGAAAUCUCACUCAGCUAAAUAAAUUAGUAUUUAUCGACUUUUAUAUAUACAGAUCGUACGAUAAAUACCCAUACAUUUCUCCUGCUUAUAUUUUAUCUUGUGUUUUGUUCAUAACACUGAAUGGAGAAUGGAUAUUCUCUUGUUACAGGCUGGCCCCACUCCAAGCCAAAUCAUCCACCCCCUGACGGCACAACAGAAGGUAGCAGUCAUGAGGAACAUUGAACGAAUGUUGGGAGAAGCACUAGGCCAUCACUGCGAGGUAAAUUUUGGAAUCAGAAUAUUGGAAAGCCUGAUGGGUGCAAUUCCAUUUUUUGGAAGGGUGUGUUUUAUGCUUUUUCAGGCUGAAUAUAAACAAGGAAAUGAAAGCAUCAAAGGAGCAAAGGGACAUCACUCAGAUUUUGACAAACACUGUAAAGAACAACUCCCGGAUCAACAGCUUCCCUAGUGGGCGGGUUGCGUUGAAAGGGGGGUGGGGGUGGGGGUGGGGGUCGAGUGUGAAAAUGCUCUCUUCUUGAAGAUAUUCAAAUGACUACAAUAGACCUUUUUACUGAUACGGCGGCCAUAUUGAAUUCAUUCGAUUUAAGGAGUAUUAUAGGAUGCCCAGGGGGCAUAAGCACAUUUCGUUUGUAUUUUCGAGGGCUUUUCGGGACAUUUUUUCUUAAUGUUUUCUAAGAAUAAGAUUGUAAUGGGAAACAAGAUCCUUGUGCCGUGUUUGGAUGUAAUAAUGAUCGCCUUUUUCCCGAGAAAUAUACAGUGAAAGACCAUAUUCUAAUACUAAACUAGAAAAAGGCGAUCAUUAUUACAUCCAAACACGGCACAAAGAUCUUUUUUCCCAUUACAAUCUUAUUCUAAGAAAACUUUAAGAAAAAAUGUCCCGAAAAGCGCUCGAAAAUACCAACGAAAUGUGCUUAUGCCCCCUGGGCAUCCUCUAAUACUCCUUAAAUUGAAUGAAUUCAAUAUGGCCGCCGUAUCGGUAAAAAGGUCUAUUGGUCGAGUGGACAACAUGAUGACAGUUGGCCAUCUGUCGCUCGUUGGGAUUUAACCCAUUGACCACUCCAGAAAAUACCAUAACAUACCAUUAUACUCUUUGUUAGUCACUCCAAAAUUUUUUAUAAGCAUUGUCUUCAGUUUCUCUUGGAAUUAAAUGGCUGCAAAAGAAACUGAAAACAAUGCUUAUGCGAAAUUUUGGAGUAACCAACAAAGAGUAUCAUGGUGUGUUAUGGUAUUUUCUCGAAUGGUCAAUUUACAUGUUUCCUUGAAAUGUCCGAAAACCGCCCGUGCAGAUCUUCAUCCCAUUUACCACUUGUGACGUCAUCAGUUUUAAUGGUUAUUGACAAAUUUGACAUCUAUUUUGCGGAGGGGAAAGAGAUCUUUCGAACCAUAUACCCAAAUAAGAACAAUUGAACAGGCUGGAGAAAAACGCAAAGAAAAAACAACAAAACACGAGGAAUAAAAAAAACAUCCAAGAUAACCAAAAAAGGUCCAACGAAAAUCUUGUUCAACUACCUACCCGUUCAUUUGCUUCGUCUCAAAUAGGUUCUUCGUGGAACCUCUCCCCAUACCGUUAGUGUCGCUUCUAAACCCCGCUCUUCGUUUUCGGCAUUUCUGUUUCUUUUUGGCCAAAUAGUGACCAGAAAACGUCUCGGCAAGAGUCGCUUCAAAAAGCAUUUUUCGGGAAAAUUUCCAUGGGCGAAUGGAUUAAAUCUUGUUUUUUACUACUCGUAUGUGUAUUAUUUAAGUUUAGCCUAGUUGUAUUUGCGACUAAAGUGAUCGUAUCUAUUUGAUUUAACAGAUUGGUCCCCUUUUGAACUGCAUGGUGAAUGGACGAUACACUGAAUCAGAUGGCGAAGAUGAGUACAAGCACAUUAAAAUUGACUCCUAA